Messenger RNA from Perca fluviatilis (European perch), 1630 nucleotides. RefSeq lists its product as uncharacterized. The coding region runs from base 126 to 761 and encodes 211 amino acids. Lineage: Eukaryota; Metazoa; Chordata; Actinopteri; Perciformes; Percidae. The record is from RefSeq and is a predicted model, not a curated record. Gene Ontology annotation, molecular function: nucleic acid binding; RNA-DNA hybrid ribonuclease activity. The transcript is spliced from 2 exons.
ACAUAGUAGGAUAUGCUCCACUCACACUGCUAGUCCCACAUGCUGUCUCUUUGAUCCUACUUGAACAAAAGGCUUCACAUUUGUCUGCAGCACGAUACCUACGUUAUCAUACAGUACUUCUUGACAUGCCUAACGUAACAGUUAAACGUACUGUACUUAACCCUGCUUCUCUUAUGCCUACACCAGAGGACGGAGAACCACAUGACUGUCUGGCAGAGCUGGCGCAAACAUGCACACCUCGCCCAGAUCUUUCGGAUACUCCCUUGGAGAAUCCAGACCUCAUUUUGUAUGUAGAUGGGUCAGCCUCGCGCUGCCCACAAACAGGACAGGGACAGGUAGGAUUUGCUGUAGUUUCUGACACUGAAACUAUGAUUGCUAAAUCUCUCCCAAACCAUUUGUCUGCACAGGCUGCUGAGCUCAUUGCCCUCACGGAAGCAUGUAAGUUGGCUGAUGGCUCAUCUGUUACCAUCUUCACGGACUCAAGAAAACAGGUUUCAGCGGGUCUGCCUAAACCAGCUGAGGGACCACUGCAUAAGCUUCGGCCUGGGGACUUUGUGGUGAUCAAAAGCUUCAGGAGGAAGAACUGGCAGUCCAGACGGUGGGAAGGACCCUUCCAGAUCCUCCUGGUCACUCACACAGCAGUCAAGGUCGCGGAACGAUCCACGUGGGUGCACGCAACACACUGCAAACAGGUUCUGGACCCAGGAGAGGUGCCAGGUUUGCUAACACCUGCAACAAGUGACGAGCAGGUUCCCUGCUGAGUCAACUACGAGGGAAAUCGAUUCAGAGACCAGCCUGACAGACGGCGUUCUGUGCUAUCUCUGAAAUCAAUCGGGGAAAAACUGGAGUUUUCUCACUGAUUUGCAAACACACUGAAGGAGGAGAGAAAGUGUGACCAACAUACUGGUAUUGUACCUUUUUGAACACAGCACAUUCCUGAAAAAAACUCAUUCUGAUGCUCUGACACUCACAGCACAGUCCUUGUUUUCUUUACACUGAGGAACUGUUGACAUUCCUCUGUGACUCAGAGCAGUGUGCUCAGGCACAAACAUACAGGAGCAGAGUGCUGUGAUAUGCACACAUGAUGGAGCAGCACGAGAAACUACUGAAAUGGUACCCUCCAAGGACAUUCGGGGGGUCCAAAUUUGUACUGAGUUUAUUCUUCAUUACUGCAUUUGUGAUUUUUGCAUUCGUAAUGUUAGAAAGAUAUGAUAAACCGCUGACUGAAGUAACCAUUUUUUCCAACACCACUUCUCCCAAUGAAACAGACACACCCAGACACACUUGGAACACUAGUGAGGAGCAUGGGAGGGGAAAGCGAGUGACGCGUUCCACAGUUUCUGCGUCUAGGAGUAGAUGGCGUUCAGAGUACAACAGGUAUCACAGAGCUAAUGUUACUAUCAUGGUCAACACUACAUCCACUCUUAUGCUUCAGCCCUGUGACUUUGUGUGGUACCGGGGAGCAUGGAGCAUCAGUAGGAGAGAGAGAGGUAUAUGUAUGUUACAUUGCAGAGGUGAUGGAUUUAGGUUAUUACAGAGAAUUAGGACCCUUAUGUUCCUCAUGGAAACAAGCUGUUUGGUAUACAGGUAAUGCAGAUUGGGGCUAUGAAGUUCCUAACGACCACACAAA